Solea senegalensis (Senegalese sole) is the source of this 979-nucleotide messenger RNA. Its product is annotated as pro-opiomelanocortin-like. The transcript is spliced from 3 exons. Gene Ontology annotation, cellular component: extracellular region. The record is from RefSeq and is a predicted model, not a curated record. Gene Ontology annotation, biological process: neuropeptide signaling pathway. Lineage: Eukaryota; Metazoa; Chordata; Actinopteri; Pleuronectiformes; Soleidae. Bases 121 to 813 code for a protein of 230 amino acids. Gene Ontology annotation, molecular function: neuropeptide hormone activity.
AGGGAUCACUGAGAAGAAGAAGAAGAAGAAGUCGAGACUCUGGAAGAAGAAGAUCUGUGGACAGACGAAGGGAGAGAAGCAAGAAGGGAGGAAACGAUUGCAGUUUGGAAAAGGCUGAAGAUGGUGUGUCUACGGUGGAUGCUGAUGGUGGUGACGGUGUACGUAUGCGUGCCUGGGUGUGGGUCAGUGUGCUGGAACAGCUCCAUCUGCAACAACCUGAGCACCGAAAGAAGGCUCCUGGACUGCAUUCACCUGUGCAUGCCCAAAGUCCGUGCUGAACUAGCAGAGCAAAGUGCACUGGCCGUGAAGACGUCUGAAGACGAAGAUGUUGACGACGACUACUUAGUCGGCAUAAUAUUGGCCACCCUGGCCUCCUCCGAAGACAAGAUAACAGACUCCGGCCUUCAAGCCCGUGGUGACGACCGACGCUCCUAUUCAAUGGAGCAUUUCCGCUGGGGGAAACCGUCGGGCCGCAAACGCCGGCCUGUCAAAGUCUUCGCUUCUUCUCUGGAGGGAGGCGGCUCCGGCGAGGACAGUUUUCUCCCACAGAUUCGCAGGCAGUUGCGCAGCUACGUGGAUGCGGCAAAAGGGGGACAGCAAAGCCAGAGGUCAAAGGUCAACUCCAAGUCGCAAGUCCUGCUGAGCCCGCAGGACGGGAGCUACCGCAUGGGUCACUUUAGAUGGGGGAACCCGCCCGCCUCUAAACGUAGCGCCAGCUUUAUGAAGCAGUUAGAGGCGAAACCUAAGGGGCAGCUGGCCUCACUCUUCAGGAACAUUAUGUUGAAGGAUGUGCAGCAGAGAAUACUGGAAUGAAUGGGUGGAGAAGGAAGGCAGUGGGGUAGCUGUAGAAGUCUUUGCAUGUUAAUGUUUUAAUUUAUUUUACUAUUGUUGCUGUCUCCUCUUGCAUGUUUUUCAAAUGUCUUGUCUGGGCCAAAGGUUUGUCCCAUUAAAACCUCAAAUAAAGCUAAAAAAAAAAAAA